Molecule: messenger RNA, 1053 nt
Organism: Verticillium alfalfae VaMs.102
Lineage: Eukaryota; Fungi; Ascomycota; Sordariomycetes; Glomerellales; Plectosphaerellaceae
Exons: 1
Coding region: 1-1053 (350 amino acids)
Biological process (GO): positive regulation of transcription from RNA polymerase II promoter by glucose
Cellular component (GO): nucleus
Molecular function (GO): sequence-specific DNA binding
Source: RefSeq, a predicted model, not a curated record
AUGGCAACCACGGCAGCAGCUGCUCGCAAUACCCCCCAGGCCUCCUUGAGCCGAGACAACUUGACUGUUGUAGCGGCUCGGAGUGUCCCGACUGUGACACGAUCUCACACCCUCCCGACUCCUCCCAACUCCAUCUCCCCGGCGCUGCCGCCUCACGGUCUCAAGGCCCAGCUGCAGAAGGCUAAGCUCGAGCCCAUCGACUCGGACUUGGACCUGCACGAUGCCCACGACGCCCGUCCUCGUGGUCGCAACGCCUCGCGCUCACCUCCCUACGAUGCCACUGGCGCUAUUAGCGCCCAGCUGCUGGCUAAGCACCACCUGCCCGAGAUUCUGCUCAACCAUGGUCCCCUGGCCAUCCGCCACAUCAUGGGCUACCUGACCACCUCAGUCCCAGGCUUCGCAGGCGUUCCUCCGACCAAGGCGCGCAGGCUUGUUGUCGGUGCGCUCGAGGGACGAGGCGGUGAGGGCGGUGGUCCUGAUGGCGACGUCGAGUUCGAGAAGGUUGGCUGGGGGACGCUGGGACGCCCGUCGUCGCGGUCAUCCCUUCGCGCAAACGUCGCCACCGCAGACAACGAAUACGUCUCGGGCAUUCCCAUCAACAAGAGCAGUGCUGGUGCUAGGGGAGUCGAUCGCUCGCGCCUCCACGCCGCGUCUUCCGAGACUGCCGGCUCCAUGGUUUUCUCCCACGAUGACCACGACCCGAUGAUGAUGGAGGACGAAGCCGACAAAAUGUCGCUCGACGGCUCGGCUUCAGCCUCGUGCUCUGAGGCUCCUGACGACGACAUGAUCAUGAACGAUGACCCCGAAGACGUGACCGACGACGAAGACUGGGCAGCGGUUGGUGCCGCCGCCCUACGCGCUGACUCAUAUGCCACUCCGGCAGGUCGCAGUUUUCUGAAUUCGGUCCACGCCUCAGGAGGCCUACGGUCCGUCUCAAACGGCAUGGCGCGGUCGCCCCAGCCGCUCAACCUUGACUUUUCGGCGCUAGGAGCCACGUCGGACGCACAGGAGCGUGACGCCGUGGAGGCUCUUCUUCGCCUGGGUUCUCUGUAA